AUGACCAACCACGAUACGCCGUCCUUUUCCCGCAAGCGACGGCGCCCCGCGUUGUCGUGCGAGCAAUGCCGUCGGCGCAAGGUCCGAUGCGAUCGGGAGAUGCCUUGCGGACCAUGCAGGAAGACCCGACCAGCCUUAGCAUGCUCAUAUGUCCAUGAAGGGAAGGCCGUCCUGGAUGCUCGGCUUGGGUCGUCUGCAAUUGACGAGGAUGAACCUGAAUUGCGGGUCCCUUGUACUCAGAGGGCAUCUCUCGAUGCUAGGAAUGGCUAUGUCGACGGUGCCCGACCAGCCCAGUUCGAACACAGUGUGCGUAUGCUUCAGGAUAGGGUCGAAAACUUGGAACAUGGGAUUCCCGCAAAUCCUAGUCGCGAUUGUCGAUAUACGAAAGAUGACAUAUCGGGAAUAACCCACCUUCUGAAUGAACUUGAUAAUCGCGUGAACGAGCUGGAGCGGAACAGCAGACCGGAUCGACAGCCUUCAUCACGGACCUUGAUCCCCCCCCUGGUCCCAUUUUUGAAAUUCCAGGGUGAUAAGACUGAGUUUUUCGGGAGCACACAUUGGGCCCAUAUGUUCCAACAGCUUCAUUACCUCCGCGACUUUCGUAGGACAGCUAGUCAUGCCGAAACCGACGUCGGUAACUUACUUCGGGAAACUCAUUCGAUGAGAUCUAUCAUCAAAAGCUGGCAGGCACCGCCGCUGAUCGAUCCGGUCCCAUGCUUGCUAGAGGAUCUACCGCCGAAAGACGAAUGCGACCAGCUCGUCAAGUGCUAUCUACGGACAUUAGAAAUUACAUUCAGAGUUCUACAUAUACCUUCUUUCUACGAAGAUUAUGCAAAAUUCUGGAAACACACCCAGUCGGCGUCCAAGGCAUUCUUAUUGAAGCUGCUUUUAGUCCUUGCCAUUGGAUCUAUAUUUCACUCCAACCCGGGGCCAACCAAUGAUCUCCGUUUACCCAUCCGGCGUUGGGUCCAUGCAGCACAAUGGUGGUUAACCGGCCCGACUUCCAAAGAAACUAGGAAUCUCGAGGCUUUGCAAGUUCAUUGCCUGCUGCUUCUCUGCCGCCACGCUUACGCAAUAGAUAAGCAGGCGACAUGGAACUCAGCGGGCUCGCUGUUGCGGCUUGCAAUGGGUCAAGGUCUCCAUCGAGAUCCAGGGCACUUUCCGUCCAUAUCUCCUUUCGAAGGAGAAAUGAGGCGGCGUAUAUGGGUCACCAUACUUGAAUUGAACGUGCAAUUCUCAAGUGACGUAUCUAUGCCUCCUCUUCUGACGCUUCACGGAUUUGACACAAAGCCGCCAUCCAACUUGAAUGAUGAGGACUUUGCUAAAUGCUCCAAAAGUCUUCCAUCACCAAAGCCCAAGGACAGAUACACAAGCUCGGCGUUGCAGAUCGCCCUUCUACGUUCCUUUUCAACCCGUUUGCAUAUAUCCCAAGUCCUCAAUGACUGCAAUAACGACCAGUCAUAUGAGGCAGCGCUGGACUGUGGCACAGAGUUGCGCACAGCCUCCAAUGAACUCGCGGAGCUUUUCCACGGCUACUUUGCACAGACGGCCGGGUCCGAUUCUGGUCCAACUCUGUUCCACUACCGGCUUCUCAACACUCUUCUCCACCGUACUCUGCUAAACCAUUACCGACCAUUCGCUCUGAAGGCCAUCCAAGACCCACUUUUCUAUCUCUCUCGCAAGCUCAGCCUUGACUCUGCUUUAGUGAUCGCGUCAUACGCUGAGAACCCCAAUAGCCCCGACACCAUAUCUCAGCAAGCAACACAAGAUUUCCACCGGCUCUGUCUCUCUGGCGCGGGCCUAUUCAAAGGGCCCUUUUCUGAAGACGUGAUAGUCACUAUCGGACUAGAGCUCAUGCUGCAAACCGAAGAAACACUGUCCCGGGAACCUACAUGCUUAAAUGAAGAAGCGCCCGGUGCCAUCGACCAAAUGGCGCAAUAUACCCGUGCGCCACUGGUACUGGCACUCGAACGCAUACAAUCCAUUCUUUGUCAAAGUAUAUCAGCCGGAAUACCAAGCAUGAAACGGUACUGUCUCUUAAGCGGAAUACUUGCCCAAGCCCAGGCCGCGCACCAUGGAGACUCGGGAAAGAAUGCUGUGAUUCGACAAGCUCUUCUAAAGAGCAUGCGGACCUGCCGGUCCUCUCUUCAGGAGUUCAUUGCUCAUGAAAUGAAUAAUGCUAGUACUGAUGGGACACUGGCCGAUGAAGACAUGAAUCGUUCGAGUUCUGAGGGUGCCAUAGCGUCGAGCUUAAGCCCGGGUUUUUGGGUCAGUUCUUGA
Messenger RNA from Penicillium lagena, 2280 nucleotides. RefSeq lists its product as uncharacterized. NCBI's taxonomy places the organism in Eukaryota, Fungi, Ascomycota, Eurotiomycetes, Eurotiales, Aspergillaceae. Gene Ontology annotation, cellular component: nucleus. Gene Ontology annotation, biological process: DNA-templated transcription; regulation of transcription by RNA polymerase II. Gene Ontology annotation, molecular function: zinc ion binding; DNA-binding transcription activator activity, RNA polymerase II-specific; RNA polymerase II cis-regulatory region sequence-specific DNA binding. Bases 1 to 2280 code for a protein of 759 amino acids. The record is from RefSeq and is a predicted model, not a curated record. The transcript has 2 exons.